GCGGCCGCCAAUCCCGACGUGAAAGUCUGGAACGUGGGCAAGGUGACCUCGUUAUCAAAAGGAAAAAUCCCCCCUCCGCAUAUCGAAAACUAAAUUUGUGAUGCUGUAUUUGAGUACACAAAUCGACUUGCAUUGCUAGAAGGCCCAGAGACGCAGUCGUGGCCUCGUUUGUAGGCAAUUUGCCAUGCUGUUUCCCACUUCCACCUGCCUCCUGUCAUGCUGUAGCUGCAAGGCUUUUUCCACGCCCUACAGCACUACAGUCCGCACUUUUUCGCUUCUAGCAUGACAAAAUGAUUUGUGUACACAAAUCCCGCAUCACAGAGCUCCAUUUUGAUAUGGGGAGGGGGGAUUUUUCAUUUUGAUACUCGUUCGAGGGAGUCUUCGCGGACACCGACGUGGCGAUCCCCGACAUUCUAUCCCAUAUAAAAACGUCCCCACACCAUAGGCAAGAUGUGAAAUCUGCAACACAAAUCUCCAAGUUUUGGGAGUUCUGCAUGACAAGUUGUUUCCUGUGCAGUUUAGUCCUGGCUAGCAAGGAAAGCCGCGCAAAAAAGCCAUUUUCUUAUCCUGUUAACAGCAUUACAAAUGCCAAAACACGACUGGAAAUGCCUCUCAUGGAGAUGCGCACUACAUGUGUUGCUGUCGUUGCGCAUUUGCAUGACAUCAACCAUCGGGCCGUUUGCACAGGGGGAGGCAAAGUGUGCCGCGCUUCUGUUUAGCAUGACAACUUCUAUGGGGCGGGGACGUUUUUCCACAGGAUGCGUUCGGGACUGGGACGUGACGCAGGCGGAGACGAUGCGGGCCAUGUUCCAGCGCGCGCGCCGUGCCUCUCCCUGCAUCACGAAGUGGCAGAUCUCGCUCAAGCUGCGCGACAUCGCCUUCAUGUUCAACGAGGCGUACUGCGCGACGCCAAACGUGGAGUGGUGGAUGGACAAGUGGCUGUACUACUGGACCAACGAGUACAGUCCGAUCAAGCUGAACGAGGAGCAAUUCGCGCGCGACGCCGGGCUGCUCGGGAGGUGCGAGCGGCCGCCGGAAUCGAUGUUCGACGCGGACAAGGGGCUGUAUGGCGCUCUCAACUGUUACAUCCUCAACUGUUACAUGAAUUUGUCAUGCAAAAACAGCAAUAGGGAAAGGGGAAAGCUUGCAAGUCUUGCAUCACAAAUUUAGCACGGAUUAAGAUGCUGUUUUGCCCUUCGAUAAUUUGUCAUGCGAAGCAGCUUGAUCGUCUUGCGGCUCAUGGUCAUGCUGCAUGACAAAUCAUGUAACAGUUGAGAAUGUAACGUUUGAGAGCCCCAUAGGCUGGACCUCACCUGUCCCGACGACGACCCCUUCCGACUCGCGCUGAACCUGCGGGAGCCCGGGCAAACGACGGUGCGGCUCCCCUUCGACCUGUUCAGCCAGGAAAACCGCGUCACGGUCUACUGGGGCGAGGAGGGGUCCAAGGAGCAGGACCGG
Molecule: messenger RNA, 1458 nt
Organism: Amoebophrya sp. A120
Lineage: Eukaryota; Dinophyceae; Syndiniales; Amoebophryaceae
Source: the annotation of a GenBank genome assembly